Effrenium voratum is the source of this 1420-nucleotide messenger RNA. The record is from the annotation of a GenBank genome assembly. NCBI's taxonomy places the organism in Eukaryota, Dinophyceae, Suessiales, Symbiodiniaceae.
AGUUGUAACGCCAUGUGAAUCAUGUAGGGCGCUUGUUGUUCCAGCUGAUGUCCUGGAAAGCUCAUGCUUGUGCGCGGGGUGCUUGUUCUGACGACGGGCGGCCUUGGUAUAUGCUCAGCCGACGACAAUGACAAGGUCACAAGGCUGCAGAACUUGCAGGUGUCUAUGUAUGAGGCGGGUCAUUGUGGCCAGCUUGGCGGAUACAGGUGCGUAUAAAUCAGCAGUGGCCACCUUGCGGUUCUGUGACACCAUCAGCCGCCUAGAGCAGAUGGUGGAUGCAACAGGAGGCCUUGAGGCACCUGGAGCAGAGGCCUAUGAGCAGCAGCUCAGUGAUUGGCGCGCACACUGGCGGGGAGGCCAGCUUCAACCUUCGUGCCGCAUCGAUUCCCUGGGUGAAAGUCUUUACAAAGCGGCCGGCCGAAUGACCUCCAAUCACGCAGCAUGGAAUCUCACUGGGCAGUGGGCUGCCCACAUGCGUUCAUUGGCUGACAAGGAGACCCGCCUCCAGUCCUGCAGGGAGUUUGCCAGGUUCCAUGAGAAUGGGUGGUUGCCACCCAUUUGGAAAUGGGCUGAGACCACGCCGGGUUUGGACGGGGCCAUUCUGGAGGAACUGCUGAGAGACCCCGAAUACCAAAGUUACUACGCACCCGCUGCCGGCCGUGCUUUGGCAUACGGCAGCCCGGCGGUGGAGACGCUCCACCUGCCUGAAGGGCGAUUUCGGCGGAAACGGAUUCAGGAGUUGCAACACUUCCGAAUCCUUCGACGUGCCGCUGGAAUCAAUGUGCAGCAGCUGACCCAUAUUGUGGAGUUCGGCGGGGGUGCUGGUGAAACGGUGGCAGCAUUGCGGGACUUGGGCUUCAGCGGCAAGCACCUAGUGAUAGAUCUUCCACCGAUGUUGCUGCUGCAGCGCUACUGGCUUCGCUUCUCUGGCCUCCCGGCCUACCUUGCGGAGGAUCUUCCAGGCAGAUGGCACACGGCACCCCUUCGUCGGAAUGGCGUGCUGCUGAUGGACUCCACUGGAAAGCACCACACCGCCAGCAGGAUGAUGGCAGAUGCUGAUGCUGCCACGACGCUCUUUCUUGGGUUUUGGUCCUUUACGGAGGCCAGUACGUCCGCCCGGGAGAGGAUUUGGCCCUUGCUGGCAAGAUGCGGCAUCAUGAUGCUUACGUUUGGCAAUAACUUCGAUGGUAUUGACAAUGCGCAGUACCUGCAGCAGGAGCUCUUGAACCGCGGCUUCCACCGCACACAUUAUGCUUUGAGCUGGCACUUGGAGGUCUCCGUGGGAUUCUUCUACCUUCUUGCCGUUCGCAAGGACGUGGGUGAAGUGUCCUGCUUGCCCUCGCUGAAUUGCAAGGACCUGACGCGGCAUAGCAUUGUUGCACAGGGCUUUGCCUUCGAAGAAAGGGAGACGGAGCUUUGA